Messenger RNA from Papilio xuthus (Asian swallowtail), 1570 nucleotides. Its product is annotated as transmembrane protease serine 4-like. Gene Ontology annotation, molecular function: serine-type endopeptidase activity. The record is from RefSeq and is a predicted model, not a curated record. The transcript has 9 exons. NCBI's taxonomy places the organism in Eukaryota, Metazoa, Arthropoda, Insecta, Lepidoptera, Papilionidae. Bases 1 to 1518 code for a protein of 505 amino acids. Gene Ontology annotation, biological process: proteolysis.
AUGAAAGCAGAGAUGAAGCCGUUUACAUUAAUUGUAGCGGCUUUUUAUGCUUUUGUCCUAUCAUGUGUAUCCAGUAAGCAUAUUUUGCGCGAAGUACAAACAAAUGACGGCAAAAUAGUUGGUGGUACUGAGACGACCAUACAAAAUUAUCCAUACCAAGUUUACCUGACAUUGAAGCAAAAUGGUACAAACAAAUACUACGAAUGCGGCGGGUCAAUUGCAACUCAAAAUUGUAUUCUUACUGCAGCUCAUUGUCUUACUGGAAUGGAGUCAGCGACUGUAAGAGUGGGUAGUACAUAUCGAUCAAGCGGCGGUAGUACUUACAGCUCAAGAAUGUUAAUACAACAUCCAAAAUACAACGCCACUACGAGUGAUUAUGAUGUUGGUGUCAUCAGGGUGUUCAGACGUAUAACAAUUGACGGUGUCAACAGUUCGCUAGUGUACACACCUAAUUAUAGCUGUGUUGUACCAGCCGGUACUAAUCUGACUAUUACUGGAUGGGGUGAUACUACUGAAGGAGGAACAGAUAGUGAAACAUUAAGAGUGACAACUAUCAAUGUAGUCUCUGAUGAAGAAUGUAAGAAAACAUAUUCGAAUUUAACACCUCGUAUGACUUGCGCUGGCGUACCUGAGGGCGGGAGGGACACGUGUCAGGGUGACUCCGGUGGUCCACUUGUUAUAACAGGAACAAGAUUUCAAUUAGGUAUUGUAUCAUACGGCAAUGGAUGUGCUAGACCGAACACUCCGGGAGUUUACACCAAUGUUUGUGCUAUUGGCCGUUAUUCACCUCGUCGAGUUUAUAAAAACAAUGACGGUAAAAUAGUAGGGGGUUCUGAAACAACUAUACAAAAUUACCCCUACCAAGUGUAUCUGGUGCUAAAACAAGCCGGUUUAGAAGAUUACUACGAGUGUGGUGGAUCUAUUGCGACGCAGAGAUGUGUUCUCACAGCUGCACAUUGUAUCACCGGCAAAGAAUCAGUAACAGUAAGAGUUGGCAGUACAUAUACAACGAGUGGAGGCACAACGUACAAUUCCAGGAUGCUUUUCAUGCAUCCUUUUUACAAUUCUACGACAUUUGAUUACGAUAUCGCCGUGAUAAGAUUAUUGAGACGAAUUACAAUUGAUGGAACUAAUAGCUCACUCGCCGAAUUGCCUAAGAGUAAUUGCACCGUGCCUGUAGGAACCAACCUUACUAUAACUGGAUGGGGAGAUACAAGUGAAAAUGGCCAAGACAGCCCAGUUUUAAGAGCGGUUACUAUUAACGCCGUAUCUGACGAGGAAUGCAAAAAGAAAUAUACAUACUUAACUCCUCGAAUGACGUGCGCUGGUGUUCCUGAAGGAGGCAAGGAUACCUGUCAGGGUGAUUCCGGCGGUCCAUUAGCAAAAACUGGUACGAAGUCACAAGUGGGAAUUGUGUCGCAUGGGUACGGAUGCGCUCGGCCGAAUACACCUGGUGUUUAUACCAAUUUGUGCAACCCUGAUAUACAGAAUUGGUUAAGAUUAAUGAGAUGUCUUUAAAAUAUUUUUCUAUGAUUAUCUUAGGUGGGCGUAAUGCCACAAUGAAUGAAGA